This is a messenger RNA of Saccharomyces paradoxus, 825 nucleotides long. RefSeq names its product bifunctional precorrin-2 dehydrogenase/sirohydrochlorin ferrochelatase MET8 (gene MET8). The record is from RefSeq and is a predicted model, not a curated record. Gene Ontology annotation, biological process: siroheme biosynthetic process. Lineage: Eukaryota; Fungi; Ascomycota; Saccharomycetes; Saccharomycetales; Saccharomycetaceae. Bases 1 to 825 code for a protein of 274 amino acids. The transcript has a single exon. Gene Ontology annotation, molecular function: precorrin-2 dehydrogenase activity; protoporphyrin ferrochelatase activity.
AUGGUCAAAUCGCUGCAGCUAGCCCACCAAUUAAAGGACAAGAGAAUACUACUAAUCGGCGGCGGAGAGGUCGGCUUGACAAGGUUAUAUAAACUAAUACCCACAGGUUGCAAGCUGACUUUGGUAUCCCCUGACCUAAACAAAUCUAUUAUUCCGAAGUUUGGAAAAUUCAUUGAAAACGAGGAUCAUCCUGAAUAUAGAGAAGACGGUAAACGCUUUGUUAAUCCGAACUGGAACUCCUCAAAGAAUGAAAUUUACGAAUACAUCAGCGGUGAAUUCAAAGACGAAUACCUCGACCUUGAUGAUGAGAACGACGCCUGGUAUAUAAUACUGACCUGCAUACCAGAUCACCCUGAGAGUGCAAGAAUAUACCACCUUUGUAAGGAAAGGUUCGGUAAGCAGCAGCUGGUCAAUGUAGCAGACAAACCAGAACUCUGUGACUUUUAUUUUGGUGCCAACCUGGAGGUGGGAGAGCGUCUGCAGAUUCUGAUCUCUACCAAUGGCCUCUCUCCGCGCUUUGGCGCUCUGGUAAGAGACGAGAUCCGUAAUCUAUUCACACAAAUGGGGGACCUGGCGCUGGAGGACGCUGUCGUCAAACUAGGUGAGUUGAGAAGAGGCAUUAGGCUCUUGGCUCCAGACGACAAAGAUGUCAAGUACCGCAUGGACUGGGCCAAACGCUGCACAGACCUCUUCGGCAUUCAGUACUGCCAUAACAUUGAUGUGGAACGUCUGCUAGAUCUUUUCAAGACCAUGUUCCAAGAACAGAACUGUUCGUUGCAGUUCCCUCCCAGAGAGCGGUUGCUUAGCGAAUACUGCUCGUCUUGA